UAGUUCACUUUUUCACGUUCUUGGAGUACCUCAUCUUAAAGCAAACAAUUUGUGAUGAUUCUAAUUAAGAUUGCAUUGUCAAUUUUGGUUUUGGCCAAUAUUGGUUCCAGUAUGGAGAUUAUGGACAAUACUGUAGUAAUGGGUAACCAACCAAUGCCUGAGAUGGAGCAGCAAUCACAAUCAGUUAACUCGGAACAAAAUCAAGCUUCAAAUCAGGAAUUUGAUUCAAAUUCUCCAAGUGUGGAAAAUGUCUCAUUUGAAAGUUUGGAAAAUAUGCCCGUGGAGCAAGCAUCAUUUUUGUUGAAAACUGUUGCCCAACAAAGCUACCUUCGUCCAAACACUGAGCCUCUAUACACUCCAAGUAUGGACGAAGUUAAAAUGUACCUGAUCACCCCACAUGGCAAUGUCUCAGUUCCACUAGACAACCCUGCAACCGUCUUAAGUAACUACCCACAAUUGAGCACUGGAGAAGUGACCAUUUUCGUAACUGGUGUUCCAUCAAACGCCGAAGAUCCAACUGAUGCCAUAUUCGAAGUCAUCGAAGCAUACAGAGCUCGUUAUCAAGUGAAUGACAAUCAACUUCAGUACACCAAUUCAUGGGAUGUUCCAACCACUGGCAGUCUUAUUGUUAUCGAUUUGGGAAAUGCACUGUCUAACUUCCAUAACUGGGCAACUUUGGACAUUGAAGAAGCCGGAAAGAUGGUUGGCCAGGCUAUUGUGAACAUGACCGAAGUGAUGCCAUACUACAACGUUCAUUUGAUUGGUCACAGUGUUGGAGCUCAUGUUGCUGGUUCUGCUGCAAGACAUUUCGCCCAAGAGAAGAACAUUCAACUUCGUCGUGUAACUGGUUUGGAUCCAUCAAAGAUCUUCACCGGUGAACAACACAUGGAAUCGAAACUCAACCGAGGUGUUGCUGAUUUCGUUGAUGUCAUUCACACAACUUCAUAUGGUGCUGGAUCGGAUAGCAAUGGUGAUGUUGAUUUCUAUCCCAGUGGACCAGGAUCAAUCCCACCAGGCUCAUCGAAUAUCAUCGAUGCUAUGUUAAAGGCUGUUAGAUACUAUGCUGAGACAGUUAUGCCAGGUGGUGAAAGAAGCUUCAUGGGUGUUGGAUGUAAUUCAUUGAAAAACUACAACAAACAUCGAUGCCAUGGUAUUCGAGUUCCAAUGGGUUAUACUACUCCAUAUGAUGUUAAAGGUGAUUUCGUGAUGAAAGUUAAAUCUAAAUCACCAUACGGAAAGAACGCCAAGGAUUCAAUGAAAAACUAUAGGAUGCGUGGUUCAGCAUACUAAGAAAGUAGUUGCGAUUACUUUUUUUUUUUAAAUUUUUUACUUUUAAAUUUGUAAGAAUAAAUUAACUUUGUGGUUGUUGCACAUA
Molecule: messenger RNA, 1375 nt
Organism: Eupeodes corollae
Lineage: Eukaryota; Metazoa; Arthropoda; Insecta; Diptera; Syrphidae
Product: vitellogenin-1-like
Exons: 3
Coding region: 55-1290 (411 amino acids)
Molecular function (GO): lipase activity
Source: RefSeq, a predicted model, not a curated record